Messenger RNA from Amoebophrya sp. A120, 5958 nucleotides. NCBI's taxonomy places the organism in Eukaryota, Dinophyceae, Syndiniales, Amoebophryaceae. The record is from the annotation of a GenBank genome assembly.
AAAAAACGUAAGAACCACUGCUACAACUUCGCAGGAACAACAGGAACACCAUUACAACUCCCGCGACCAGCCUCGGGGCAGCUCCCUGUCCGCGGGCAGCGUUGGGGAAGACAAGGCGGGGGACGGAAGUUACUGUACUAGCGGCGGCUCGGGCUCCCCCGACGUGGACAGUCCGGUCGUACUUCUUACCGGAGAAAAUGCGAGUGCAAGGAGGCGCGACGUGCAGGAGCUCCCGGUCAAAGCGACGCUUGCGUCCAAGGAGUUGCUGCAGAUUGCGACCAAAUACGUGGCCGUGACCUCCGGUUUUGUGCACAAGCUGAGCCAAAUCACCGACUUUUCCUGGCUGCCGCAGCAGCAGCUGGAGCGGUGCUCGGAGCGGUUGUUUUCCCUGAAUCGAUAUGCACUGCAAAAGUAUUGUGCUCGUGGUCGUGGUAACCAUCGCAGUCAUGCAUUACAAAUCUACUUCUCAAAGUAAUUGCGCAAUACAAAUUAUGUUUCUAAUGCUGAGCAACUUUGUAAUGCUGUUUAUACUAGAUGCUUUUUAUACUUCUGCAAUGCAUAAUCGAGAAUUCUUCAAGGAGGAACAGGCCGUGUUCGGGGAAACCAAAAGCUUCGAUGCUUACAUAUGACCUGCUCAAACGUUACAAUCUAAAACGUUACAAUUGCAUCUGGAUUUUGUGUUGCAUGAUGAGCAUGACAGACUCGGACAGCAUUCCCCUUUCUGCAAUACAAAUUUCGCCAGAUCAUUCUAGUGCGGUUUGGGACUCCAGAACGUGUCAUGCGCAAUCCCAUGAGAGUUAGCUAGAUACUGCAGCUCUUGCAUCACAGAUUUGGUGGAUUUCUAUAUUCUAUGGUAACCGAUUUGAGAUUGUAACACCUGAGCGGGUCAUAUUACAUGCGGGAAGGGGCGGGUACCUGUACCUCGCCGGCCCACCAACCACACGACGAGAAGGGCAAGAGGGACGAGGACAGAGCAGCGAAGAUCGCCAUUACCGAACACUAUCUUGCGUGAAGACCUCCCCACUCCAGAGUCAUCAAGUUGGGAAAUCUGCUAGACAAAUCGACCAGCUUAGGCUGUUGCGCAUGACAAGUUUGGCCUCGUAGUGUAGUCGCGUUUAGCUAGUGCAGCAGCAUCAGAGACCUAGCAUGCCGCGCUGAUUUGAGCAUGACAAAUCUCACAACGCCACUAGAAACUUCUUCGCAUGGGGCUCCGCAUGAGAAACAAUUUAUGCAUGAAGAUUUGCAAGAUGGGGACGUUUUUAUGAAUGAUAAACACUCCGCGGUGUUUGAGAAAAAGCUGGUCCGCGAAGGAAGGAGAGAGCUGAUAUUGUGAAGAAAAAUUCCCCCUGUUCGUAUAGAAAAGAACAGUUGUGAUGCUGGAUUUGCAUACACAAAUCGACUUGUAUUGGUAGAAGGCCAAGAGACGCAGUGGCGGACUCAAUUGCAGGCGAUUUGUCAUGCUGUAUUCCACUUUCAGUUGCCUUCUGUCAUGCUGAAGCUGCAAGGCUUUCCCAUACCAGACAGCUCUACAGUUCGCAUCUUUAUUUGCCUUCUAGCAUGACAAACUGACUUGUGAUCGCAAAUCCUGCUACACAAAUGUCCGUUUUAAUAUGGGGAGGGGUGAUUUUUCAUUUUGAUAGCUGAAGGACCGGCGGCUGGAGGGGUAUCUGGACUUGUUUGUGAAGUCGAAAGAAGUAAUAUCAAAAGAAAAAAGUUCGUCACGAUCACUCAUGGGCAUUUUUGCAAUACAAAAUUGUCUGUCAUGCGUAAAAAUGCAUCACAGCCACACUUUUUCAGGGAUUUCCUUAGUGUUUCUGCAAUACAAGGAGAAGUUGUGAUGCUCAAAAAAUUUGUAAUGCAAAACCUGCAACUUAGUGACUGUGACCAACUUUUUUCUCUCCAUAAGUAAAGUGCGUGUUUGAAUUCAAGUGCGUGCAGAAGUUGGAAGUGGUGCACGAGAUCCAGCUGGUAUCAAAUGCAAAAAUGUCUGGGUCUGGGAGAUCGCGAGAUUUGUCAUGCUAGUCUGGCAUUACUCUCUCUGACCUUUGUAUUGCGUGGCCGCGAAGAGCUCUUCCUCCCUGUCAUGGUGCAAAAACGCAGUUUGUGAUGCGGAACACGCAACUCAGAAGCAUGAAAAAGACUUGUCGUGCUUGGGAGCGCAUUUUUACUGUGAGCUCACUAUAAUUCCCUUCCUUGCAUCACAAGUUUCCAGACAUAGAGGACAUAUUUGCAAUGCAUAGCUGGCGCUGUACGCCUAUUUGAACGAGCUGGCCGUGAUCGAGGAAGAGCAGAAAAAAGCCCGAGCGGAGUUGCGGGAUCUGUUUUCAUCGAGUUUGGUGGGGAUUUCCGGGGGGGACGAGGGACCACGACCCGAGAGUUUGUGCGCAAGGCUGAAGAUUUCCGCGAACAUGGUAAGCUUAAUUUCUUGCACAGGGUUCGUUCGACGUAAAUGUUGAAUGACAUUUAUUUUCUCUCCUGUUUUUUUCUCCAUUUGUGAUAAGAAGAUUGCUCUAGGAUGAGCAUGCAGAUCUGCUCGUGUGGCAACGCAAUGGCAGGCUUUGGCAAUUCGGGCCUAGUAGUAGUAGCAGGAUGAUAUAGCUCCUAGCAUUGAGCGGGGCGAGUUGUGAGGUUUUGCAGAGAACAGAAAACGAAAAAAGGGAAACGGAGUCCGCGCCUCCGCCUUUGCGCUUUCGCCUUUGCGCUUCCGCCUUUGCGCUUUCGCCUUUGCGCUUUCGCCUUUGCGCUUUCGCCUUUGCGCUUUGGCCUUUGCGCUUUCGCAAAUCCCGGCGCUUCCUCUCUGUUUGCGCGGUGAAUGGCCAAACCCCCGCCCUUUCCCUUCUGGUGAAUGGCCAAACUCCCGACCUUUCCACUCUGUUUGCGUGGUGAAUGGUCAAGCCCCUGACCUUUCCAGCCUUUUUGCGCGGUGAAUGGUCCAGCUCCUGGCCUUUCCACUCUGCUUGCGCGGUGAAUGGUCAAACUCCCGCCCUUCCCCUUCUGGUGAAUGGUCAAACUCCCGCCCUUCCCCUUCUGGUGAAUGGCCAAACUCCCGCCCUUCCCCUUCUGGUGAAUGGUCAAGCCCCCGGCCUUCCCCUUCUGGUGACUGGUCAAACUCCCGACCUUCCCCUUCUGGUGACUGGUCAAACUCCCGACCUUUCCCUUCUGGUGAAUGGUCAAACUCCCGGCCUUCCCCUUCUGGUGAAUGGCCAAACUCCCGGCCUUCCCCCUCUGGUGAAUGGCCAAACUCCCGCCCUUCCCUUUCUGGUGAAUGGUAGAACUCCCGACCCUCCCCUUCUGGUGAAUGGCCAAACUCCCGCUUCUACAGAUACAGAUACUGGUCGCGCUCAUCUCCCCUUCUGGUAAAUGGCCAAACUCUGGGGAUUUCCGCGAACAUGGUAAGUGCGAUUUCAUUCCCAGGGUUCGUUCGUAAAUGUUUGAAAAGGUUUUUUUUCUCCCCUGUUUUUUUCUCCAUUCCCUUUGUGAUAAAAAGUUCUUCUCCUGCAGAUCUCCUGGUGUGGCAACAACGCAAUGACAGGCUAUGGCGAUUCGGGACUAGUAGGAUGAUAUACCACGACUUCAAACUGGAUUGAUUUGCUUUCCAACUGUUCAGGCGUUGCGCGCAAAGUUCAUUCACGAUGAAGAGAUCUCCGAGUUUUCCAGCACACCCUCAAAUAAUCCCUGUGGAAAUGAUGAAGACGACUCGCCGAAGCGGCCGGAGGUAGACUUCUCGUUUCAACAAGCUCCCGCGGCGCACCGCGACACAAGAACCAGCGCUGCGACAAAUCAAAAUGUCGCGCAUCUAGUAGAGAUGUGUCCGCAACUCGGGCCGGCAGUGGUAGAGCGGAUUCUCGCGAAACACAACGACAGUUUGGAAGCCGCUCUGACGGAGUGUUUGGAAGUUGCUGCCGCUGCGGCAGUGCCAGUCGUUGUACGACCACCGCGGCCCGUAGGGAAUCAACAAGCUGGCACAGCUGAUGCAGCUUCCUCGUCUUCUUUACCUGCGUCAUCAAGUUGUAGCAGGCCCGCGCCCGUCGCCCCGCCAGGGCGGGAAAAGAAGAGGCCGAGGAGUUGUCAGGGCCGGCGCGAGGACGAGAAAAUAAACUACGAUAAAGCUAAGACGGAAGAAGUUAUCGUCAUCCCAGACACACCGUCUUCUUGUUCGAAUUCUCGGCCUGCAACCCCGGUUUCGUCGGUUCCGGACGAGGAAUUUUGUUCCCGGCCACCGACACCGUCGUCAGGUUCUCCGAAAAGAAAGAGGGUAAAGCGCGAGGAGGAGGACGACAUCAGGGAGGAUGAGGAUGCUUCUGUCGGGAAAAAACUACUACUACACGGUCGUGCUAAAAAAGGCGACUCGCAGGUUGACAACGACGAAGAAAACGACGACGAAGAUGAGGAUGAGCACGCGCUUCUUUACGGGGUAGGAAGCGGGGUGGGCGGUGCGGAAGAGGAAGACGAAAAGAGUUUGGAUAUGCCAGUGCACAACUCCCCCUCCCCCUCAUUUGUAUUGCAUGAGCAGCAAGACAAACGCCAGCGACCCUGGAGCCUGUGCAUGACAAAUUUAUGUACCUGCUGUAGUACUGUUUGGGCUUUCGACAUUUGUCAUGCAUAAUAGUGACGCAGGGGAGCAACUGGAAUUGUGGAUUUUGCAUGAGAAAUGAGAACGAGGGGGAGCUAUGUUCACUAACAUAUCGGACGGCGGGAGGCGACAAGCCGGCGGCGGUAGUGGUACCACGAAAACUACUGGGGUUGAAGGCUUGCGCAAGAAAAAUCUUCUACUUCUUCACCAAGGCUGCAAAAGUGUACGAGACCGAGCGUGCCCCCGUGACGGGCAUCAACAAACACGACGGGCGGGGAGACGAGAUACUUCUCCGGCCGCUAUUCCUGCCGCUAGAGGUUCAGGAGUACAACAACAAGAAGAAGAUCAAGUGUGUAGUUCUACAACUUUAAGCGAGCAAGCAAACUUGAUUCAGAGGUCUGCGGCCCAUCUAUUCCCGGAAAUGUGCGAUAACAGUGCGACGGCAGGAAAGAGCGGAUCUGGAUCUGGAGCAUCUACUUCAUCCAUGAUUGUCAGCAAUUGUGUUUUCGACAGCAAGUUGUUGGCGAAAAUUUUGAGCACCGAUUAUGAGAGUACGCAACUCCCCGUCCCCCUUGUAGUUUCCCUCAUUUGUCAUGCAAAAUCCCAAAUCGAGUUGCUGCCUGUUGGCAAUGUUUGCAUUACAAAUUCUGCAAGCCGCCAAACAGUACCAGUAGCUACAAUCAGCGCAUGAACUUGUCAUGCGAUCGCUCCAAGUGUGCCGGCGUUUGUAUUGCUGUUCAUGCAGGACAAGUGAGGGGAAGGGGAAGUUGUGCACAGUCAUACCGAGCCGGAGCUGCGCAAGAAGACGGAGACGUUUGUGGACCGGUUUCUCACGGGGGGGAACCGCGAGGAGUUCUUUUGGCGCGCGGAAGAGCGGGAAGUGCAGUUCCGCUACCUGCUCUACAACAUUCUCACCGACGAGCUGUUGGAGAUAACGGCGGAGAGCGUUGGGAAGCUCGUCCAGAUGACCGACUACCUGAUCACGAAAAAAUAUGGAGCCGCCGAAACCAAAUCCGACGCAGAAUUUUUGGAACAUAUCCACAAUAUUUCCAAGCCCUACCUGGACGAUCUCUGACGCGGCGUUUGCCUUUCCAGCGGAACUAAGAACUCCUGCGCCGUUGAGUUGUGAUUCGUAGGUUAGGGUAGGGAUAAUUGGCUCGUCCAUCUGUGAUGGCCACUACUUUGAUGGUCCUUUUAUUUUAAUCUGUAUCAUCCGGAUCCGCUGGUAUGCUACUUUUGCUUCCGCUGUCAAUAUACAGAGUUGUCAAUAUCAUCUUGAAGCGCAGGCGAGAACGAUGAACGCUGACGGGGACUGCAACUUUGGGUGAAGACGGCACUGCCUGUAAAAACCACAGAGUAGUACUAGAGCAAUAAGCCGAUUUCAU